UUAUGUUACAGGUUUGACGGAUGGAGCCGCACUGACACGGACCGACGCCGCAGGUUCACUUUCUGUGUUGAUCCGGAGCCAUGGACAAAGCCACAGCCGUCUCUGAUUUCCGAAUCGUGAUGAUCGGAAAGAACCAGGAGGAGAAGGCGAAACUGGGCACUUUCCUCACAGCGAAGUCCAUCUUUCCUUACGACAAACUGUCCAGACAGAGCAGCGUGUUCAGCGGAGACUGGAGGAACUGUGCAGUGAAAGUUUACAACACCUCAGACCUGCUGAGGGCAGAAGAGUCCAGAGUGAGAGACGAGACACAGCGUCUGCUCCGUGUGACUGAACCUGGACCCAACGCCUUCCUGCUGCUCGUCGACCCUUCAGACUUCAACAGAACCGACCGCGACAAACUCAGGUCUGUGCUCAGGUGUUUUGGAGAAGACGCGCUGAAGUCUUCACUGAUCAUCGUGACCAAAAGUGAAGGUGGUUGGAAUCCAUCACUUCAUAAAAUGAACCAGGACUGCGGUCGCAGAUGCAAGACUCUGGACUUUGCUGAACUUUCCGCGUCAGUUCUUACAGAUCUGAUGGAAAAAGUCGAGAACGUCAUCGCUGAUAACCAAGAUCUGUAUCAAGCCGGUCCUGCCGCAUCUGAACCGAUUUAUCAAGAGUUGAACGUGGAGCCGCCCUUAAAUAUCGUGCUGUGUGGCAGAUACAAAGAUUACAAAGCUUCAGCAGCGAGAACCAUUCUGAACACAAAGCCCAGCCCAGGGAAUUUAACCAAGAGUAUGGAAUAUGCUGGAAAUGUUUGUGGCCGGAGCGUGACCAUAGUAGAGCUGCCAGAUCUGUCCAGUCUGAGGCCAGACGCAGCCAAACAGGAGUGUCUCCGCUGCUUCUCUCUGUGUGAACCAGAAGGAGUCCACGCCUUUGUGGUGGUCCAGCCUGUGGGUCCCCUCAGCCCUGAGGACCAACAGGAGCUGGACGCCAUCAGGAGAGAGUUCACCUCCAAAAUGAACGCCUUCAAAAUGAUCCUGUUCACCGUGGACUCAGAGUCUGGAGCUUCAGCUGUGUCCAACUACAUCAAGAGCAGCAAAGACCUACAAGAUCUGUGUAAGAGCUGCAGCCACCGCUACGCCAUCCUCAACAUCAACGACAAAAAACAGGCGUCCAGCAUCAUCAAGACGGUGGCGGACAUCAGUCACAAUGGAUCCAAAAGCUUCACGAGAGAAAUGACAAUAAAACCACAAGUGAAAAGAAGAGAAACAAUAAUGCCUCCAAAGCCAUCGCCCAGAAUCGUUGAACCAAAGAAAAAAUCGCUGACGAAAGAUUCACUGCGCAUCGUUCUGAUCGGGAAAACGGGGUCGGGAAAAAGCGCCACCGCCAACACGAUUCUGGGCAGAGAUGAGUUUGAGUCUAAAAUCUCCCAAACGUCCGUCACAAAGUUGUGCAGAAAAGCAGAGGGGCAGAUCGAGGGCAGGUCCGUGACCAUCGUGGACACUCCAGGACUGUUCGAUACAACUUUAUCCAACGCCGAGGUCCAAGAGGAGCUGGUCAAAUGUGUCAGUCUGUUGGCGCCCGGGCCACACGUGUUUUUACUGGUCGUACAAAUCGGGCGGUUCACUAAAGAGGAGCAAGAUACUGUGAAAAUAAUCAAGGAUUUUUUUGGGCCCAGAGCGGAAAGCUACAUGAUCGUUUUGUUUACGAGAGGAGACGAUCUGGAUAACAUGAGCUUAGACGCGUAUCUCAAAGAAGGCAACAACGCCCGAGCUCUGCUUCAGGAGUGUGGUAAUCGCUGUCACGUUUUCAACAACAAAGACAGACAAAAUCGAAAACAGGUUCAGGAGCUGUUGAGAAAAAUUGAAGCGGUGGUGCAGCAAAACGGCGGAGGGUUUUACACGUCCGGGCUUUUUGAAGAAGCCGAAAUGGCCAUUGAGAAAGAGACGGUCAAACUUCUCAAGGAAAAGGAACCGGUGAUGAAGAAGCAGGAGAAGGACAUCCAGGAGAAACUUGAAAUGAAAAAAAAUAAUAUUUUGAAAAUUAAAGCCAAAAUCGAGCAAGAAAUUAAGCAAACAGAGAAGCAGGUGAAAGAAAAGCAGGGAAGGUUACAGAAGGAAAAGGAGAAUCGUCGAAGGUACGAACAACGAAGGAAAGAGGAGGACAGAAUUAAAAAACACGAAGACGAAAUGCAGAAGCAAAAGUGGAACAAUCGAUACAUUCAGCUCCAGAAAGAAAUCAGCACUUCAAACCAAUCGAAUCCAGACUCGAACAGAAGCAGUUUACUGUCACUGAAAGAGGAGUUCAAACGGGAGCAGGACACGUGGGAGCGGAAAAGACAGGAGUGGUGGGCCAGACGGAUGGAGGAGGAGAAGAAACAGAGGGAGGAGGAGAACAGGAGGCUGACGCAGCUGGAGAAAGAGUACGCCGAAGCACGAAACACGUACGAGCGUAAAAAAAGCGAAGACGAGAGGAGACGCCAAGAGGAGGAGCGAGAGUUUAGGGCGAUGCAAGAGAAACACCAGAGGCAACUGGACGAGAUGCGACUGCGGAACGAAGAGGAGGCGCGGAGGCAAGCGGAGCAGAUCAACGACUUCCACAGACGCUACGCCAAAGACCGAGAGGAGCUGAGGUCGCUGAGGGAGAGGAGGCGAAGCGAAGAGGAGUCUAUCAUCAAAGAGUUAACCAGGAGCAAAACGUGCAAAAAGGACUUCCAAACGCUGAAACUGAGGCAGAAGAAAGAGAUGGAAAACCUGGAACAGUUACAGAAAGGAUACGACGUGGAGGUCCGGGCCAAGGAAGUGGCCGAACUCCAGAGGAAGCACGAAGACGAGAUUCACGACUGGAUCCAAGCCCGAAUCAAGACCAUGUCAGGCUCUUCCUGCGCCAUUUUAUAACGACGAACUCACCUGGAAAUCAACCGGUGCGGGACAAAGGUACAGGACUGGACAAACGUUUGGACACACCUCCUCGCUCAGUGUUGUUUUUAUUUUUAUGUUUAUUACUUUCUGCAUUUUAAAUAUGCAUGAAAGACUCCAAAUAUAUGAAGCAAAAUAUAUGGGAAAAAAAAGUGAGCCACAAGAAAAAUGAUUUGGAUAAAAUACAAUAACAAAGAGAAAAAAUGGCAAUGGAGAAAUUCAAUUUGUCAACUGGACAACAUCUUCAGCUCAGAUCUCAUGUCCAGAACUGAAGAAGCAGCUGCGAAACGUAUUCCACCAAAUAAACUUUGUCCAGUUGACAAAUUGAAUUUCUUUUUUGUCAUGGAUUCUACCCGGACGACUGAGGGAAUUUUCACAAAGAGAAAAAGUAGAAAUGGUAAUAAUAAAUUCAAAAUAAGUAGUAAAGUCCUCGAGAGUCAAAUAAGACAUAAUUUUAUACCGUAUUUUUUGGACUAUAAGUCGCACCAGUCAAAAAAAGCAUAAUGAAGAAGAAAAAACAUAAGUUGCACUUCUGGGGGAAAUUAUUUUAUAAAAUCAGAGAGCAGGAGCAGACAUUUCCUGUCAAGUUCUAGUAAAAACAACAGAACAGAGAAAAACUGCCGUCGUCAGACUCAGACUCAGUUCAGUUAGAAUCAUUCGUGUCUUUCUGAAUCUCGACAGGUGGUUUCAGUGUCACUAGUCCAGACUUUGUUCAUCCGUCCACUGACUUCAGGAAAGUUUCAUGCUGCGUCCUCCCAGUGUCACAAGUUUCUCUCUCACUCCAAACUUUCUUUCUGCUGCUCGAUUAUUGUUUUCAGCUGAAUAUUUCACUAUUUGCAGCAGAACAGAGGCUCUUAGUGCAGGAGACAUGCGCAGUAGAAGUGACACACGAGACUUGAACCUCUGCACACGUCACGAAAAACAUUGAAUGUAGAAGUCACAGGAAACACCCAAACCAUGAAAAAAAGUGCCACUUAUCGUCCGAAAAAUACGGUAAAUGUAAAUGUACAAGUAAACAAAACACAAAAAUACAACAACCCAAAAAUAUCUCAGUCAUAUAUUGUCCCUGAAAUGGUUUCCACUUCUCAGGGUCAAGAAAUGCCAAAAGAGCAAAAGCAGUGACCAAAAAAAUCUCAAAUCUGCCUCAGGUUUGUGGUUCUGUUGAGUCUGUUCGUGUCAUUCGUAGUUUUGAUGCUUCAGUGAGAAUCUAGAGUGAAAAUAAUCGUGGGAAUAAACGAAGACGUGAGUCCAAACCUUUGAUCGGUCGUGUCGUUUAAUUAAAGCUGUGCAAAGAAUCACAUUUUUAAUGAUUAAGAUUAUUGUUAUUAUGAAUGGACAGUGAACUCAGGUCUGUUUAAUCUGUAAAACGUGUGAUUUGGAGGAAGAAAUGUGACGUGUGUUUUGUGUAAUUUGUGUUGGACGUCGAUGAUCACGUUAAGAAAGUGAAGAUCAAGAGGCAUUUUUAUUUGUUUUUUGUAAGAACAACUUAUACUGAAUGAUUAUGAUCGAUCAAUAUUAUUAAAAAAAGUAUUGAUCCCUUAUAUUUUUAAUCUAGUUUUGUAUUUACUUUGUAUUACAGUUUAAAUAUUUGGUCACGUGAUCAGUGAAGUAAAGGAACAAAACUAUAAUAUUCUGAUUAGUGCAAUAGAAAAAUAUAUGAAGAAAACAGGAUAAAAAAGUAUUAAAG
This is a messenger RNA of Boleophthalmus pectinirostris (great blue-spotted mudskipper), 4584 nucleotides long. RefSeq names its product GTPase IMAP family member 8-like. Lineage: Eukaryota; Metazoa; Chordata; Actinopteri; Gobiiformes; Gobiidae. The record is from RefSeq and is a predicted model, not a curated record. The transcript has 3 exons. Gene Ontology annotation, molecular function: GTP binding. Bases 81 to 2876 code for a protein of 931 amino acids.